This is a messenger RNA of Kluyveromyces lactis, 1560 nucleotides long. It is a transcript of the gene RIM21, whose product is annotated as Rim21p. Lineage: Eukaryota; Fungi; Ascomycota; Saccharomycetes; Saccharomycetales; Saccharomycetaceae. The transcript has a single exon. Gene Ontology annotation, biological process: cellular response to pH. Gene Ontology annotation, cellular component: plasma membrane. The record is from RefSeq and is a predicted model, not a curated record. Bases 1 to 1560 code for a protein of 519 amino acids.
AUGACAGGGCGUUCCAGAUGGAGAUAUCAUUUCCCGUCAGAGGACUAUUCAAGUUGUCAAGGUGUCCAAUUAGACGAAGGUGUGCUAAUAUGGAAUAAACUACCCGAUAAGUUCGCCUAUAUCAAGUCAUUAGUGUUUACAAGUAAUUGUCAAGACGGCACGCCAUUAUAUUCAUCGUUUGUGGAGUUAGAGGAUGAGUGUCCGUAUCUUCCUAUUGUGGCUUUCGAUUGGAAUAGUUAUAUCAACAACGAUGGAUAUACAGGACCGUUCAAAUACAGCAUCUAUUCUGUCAUUUAUUCUGUUACUGCCAACUUUAUCAUCACUGUUUUCCUAACGGUGAUCGUUUUCAUCAACGUUCCUACCAAACCCAGUCGUAAGGCGUCGUACAUUUUGAAAUUGGGUGCGUUGUUGGCAUCAUUAAACCUUUCCAUAUUUGUCAUUAGAGUAUGGAAGAAUAUUGCAGAGAAUUAUACUUAUAAUGGUUAUGUGUCAUCUACAUCGUUUUUGAAUCUUCUUUGGGGCGAUAAGGUAUUUGCUGGUAUCGAUUUAGUUGUUGUAUUCUUAUUGCAGAUUAGCCAGGUGCAGAUUGUGAUGAGAUUCUUUGAUAGAAUGCAAGAGAAGAGGAUGGUUUUCUAUUUUGGGUUGUUCUUAAUCCUUGUGACCCAGAUUUUAUGGGUCAUACCUACUUUGAGUCCAGUACCGACGAAGGAUUCGGAUUCGGAUAUCGAUAUUCUCCCGCCUUUUGUUUAUUUGUUUAGGAUUGCAUUGUCAACCUGUUACGCAAGCGUGAUCUGUUUUCAUGUCCUAACUAAAAAGUCUCUCUGCUUCCGAGGGAGAAUGAUCUUUUUAACUCUUUUGACCAUUUUUACAGUCUUCUUGCAUCCCACGUUCUUCAUCGUCGAUGUAUCAAACUUGUGGAUCGAUGAUCUAAGUGAGAUCUUUAAUACUACGUGUUAUUUGGCCUCCACCGUUAUAGUGUUGGAAUGGACCAAUAGAAUACAUACGAUGGAAAGGAAGAUCCAUGCUGCCAGUGUUCUUGGAAGACCCAUAUACGAGGAUGAAGAGCAGAAUUUCCAUUUCGCCAUUUACGCCUUAAGGAUGCAAAAUGCAAUGAAAAUGCAUAGAGAUGGUCACGUUCAUGAUCAUGGUCACACGUGUGAUUCGAACGACAAUGCAAACGUAAGUCUUCAAAAUGCGAAUACUAAUGAUAGUAGUUCAAUUAUAACUGAUAACUCUUCGCAGAGGACUUCGACAUUCGGGACCAUGGCGACAGACCAAGUCACUCUCCAUACUCAACAAGGUGAACGUAAUAUAACACAGUUCAAGAGAGCGGAAACAUUUUGGAAUAAAUGCCACCAUGUUCUUGAGUCAAUUGUUUACUAUACUGAUAAUGUGAUGGUUAAUGCAUUAGCUGGUUCUAAAACAUUUGACUCUUUCACUAAUGAUGCUGAAAAGUUGCUCAAGACCGAAAGACUUAGGAAAACGGUGGGAUUAGACGAACCUGAAGAUGUUUACUUAUAUCGGAAAACUACUAUGUCUUCAGAUUCUGUCAUGGAAUAG